Messenger RNA from Enterospora canceri, 492 nucleotides. NCBI's taxonomy places the organism in Eukaryota, Fungi, Microsporidia, Enterocytozoonidae. The record is from the annotation of a GenBank genome assembly.
AUGAAAUACAAAAAGAAGGAGAAAGAGGAGUUGUUGGAAGCAGACAGUUCAAUAGAGGAGAAAAACAUUCUCAAAUACACACUCGUAGACAACUUGCAUAGGCCACCAUACCAAGUGAUUCUUGAUACCAAUUUCAUAAAUGACUGUAUUAGGAAGAAGAUAGAGCCAGUGGAUGUACUGAUGGAAGCACUCAAUGCGAAUGUUGAUAUUUACAUCACAGAAUGCGUCUUUGGUGAGUUAGAGAAGCUGGGUCGCGUAUUUAGAAUCGCACUAAACAUGAUUAAGCGAAUUAAUCAUACCAGACUGAUUUGCGACCAUAAGGGAACAUAUGCAGAUAACUGCUUGUUAAACAGAGUCAGAAUGAACAAGGUGUUCUUUGUUGCGACAUCUGACGUGAAUUUGAAGCAAAGAAUCACCAAGAAGUGUGGAACACCAGUCUUAAUAUUCAGAGGACGAAAAUUAGUUGCAGAAAACUUCCAUAGUUUGGUGUGA